Struthio camelus australis is the source of this 4942-nucleotide messenger RNA. The record is from RefSeq and is a predicted model, not a curated record. NCBI's taxonomy places the organism in Eukaryota, Metazoa, Chordata, Aves, Struthioniformes, Struthionidae.
AGGGAUUUGUCAACAGUGAAACAAAACUGGCAUCAUCAAAUCAGAUAAUGGAAUUACCUGUCUCUGACUGUAUGAAUUGUGAUCAGAAAUAGGAGAGUAGAACAUAUGCACUAUCUGCAGGACCUUUGGAAUUGGUUUAAAAACUAAUAUAGAAGAGCUGGCCUGGGGCAUAUGCAACCCAACAAUACGGUCAGGCGUUAACUUGGUACAUCUUAGGCCAAGUCAGUCGUUUCUCUGUGGGAGUAGGAACACAGAAAGAGGGGAGUGGAGCGAAAGUAGAAGCCAGCUACCAGGCAUCCAGAAGAGAUUUUCACAGUAGGAUCCAAGAUAGAAUCUGUAUCUCCACGGGUAGACAUGGCAAGCUGGUAUGUGGUAUGACUUUUUUCAGGUUAGUGUAAGUGUGUUGAUAUGAUAGAGAUUGUGGCAGUAAGGAAAGACACUCAGUAAACUCCAGGCUUGUCUGUUAGUGUUCUUGGGAAAGAUGGUAAUAUGUAACUUAUUAAAAAUCUGUGAUUGUGUAAAACUAUGGGGAGUAAUAAACAACCUGUAGAGAACAAAAGGAACUCAGAGAUGUUUGGGAUUUAGUCAGUAAGUGAAAUCACAUGUGGCAAAUGAAAUUUAAAACUGAAAUUGCUCCCUGAUUUUUAUUACACGCAGACUGGCAGAGAAUAAAACAGACUUGCAAAGUGAAUAAGACUCAGUUGAAACUAAAAGGCCUUUAGAUGCCUUUAGAGUAACUUAAAGCUUUCAUUUUCCUAAACAAGGUGGGGAGCAGUUGGAAAAUAUUACAAGGAGUUGUAAAGUUUGAAAUAUGUGAUGUUUCCCCACAGAAGUCAUGGUCCAAUCCUAUGCUCUGGUCAGAUGUACCAGGGAGACACAGUAUACGGCUGUGGUUGCUGUUUUCGGAGAAAACAUAGACAUGAAUACUUGAAUAGGAGCUGGAAGUGCCAAGUAUUAGUGUACAAGGAUGGGAAAGGUAGAGCACGAGAACAGAUUCCUACUGAGGAAUGUCGGAUAUAAUUUAAAUGAGAAAAAUAAGAACUGACUUUUUAAAUGCCACAUGGUUUAACUGAGACUCUGUCUAUGCUGGGCAUGUCUCCAUUGCAAAAUGAGGCACGGCUCCCUUGUGCUAGUGAAAACAACCAGGGCUUAGUACAUCGCGCAGUACAAGCCAGAGAUACCAGCUUGGCUCUGGCAACUGUUCUUUGUCUGUGUAGAGUUGUGUCUGAGCUAAUAUGCUCAGCAUCUUUGUAUCUCAUAGUCCAAAUUGUCUUUGGGAUGUAACUCGGGACCCUCCCUGCCUUUCCGGCUCCUGCUCAGGAGGUACCUGUAUGUCUGAGCUCAGAAUCUGUUGAGCUGAUCUGGUAGAAGAAUGUUGGAGAGGUUUUAGUCCAGGCAAGGAAAUGACUUUUUUCCUGUCAGUGUUAAGAGCCUCAUGUGCUUAAGCUUAAACAUACGCUCUUGUGCUUUACAAAGAGCUGGUCUCAGUGCCAUGCCGCUCUGUCUUCAACAGCUUUACACUGCAAACGAAGUGAAAAUCUCAUAUUCUGGAAGGUAUGCAACAUGCUUAGAUCAAGUGAUAAAUGAGCACAGGUGAUUAAAGUAAGGUGUGAAUGACUAGCCAGAGGCAGACUAGGUCUAUUUGUGCAUGAAGAUGACACAAUGGCCACGUCUUUAUGGGUAGAUUAAACAGCACUAAGGAGUGCUCCUUAGCAUGGGGGCUCCAUCAUCUCUAGGCAGAACGUUAAAUUCCAUGGCAUUAUGCCUGUUCCCAGAGUAGUUUUGGUCCAGGCUGUUACCAUCCCUCUUUUCAGUAAGUUUGUUUGGGCAUCUUUAGCCAUGCACAAAGAGACUCUGACAAAGGAUAUGCACAUAUUGAAAGUAUGUACUUACUAAUACCCAAAAAAGAGAGCUGGGAUUUAUCUAGCUAUUAAUCUAAGCAUUAGUGCUCACCUCCUCAGAGAAGGCACCUGAAGAACUGUCAGGUUCUGACUGACUGCUGGCCAGGCAGGCACGAGUCAGAGGAGAAGGAUCAACCUCCGCACCUCCCUCAGUUUGGUGGUUGUUGCUGAGUUGCCAUCUUCCACCAGCAACGCCAGCACCAGCUCAUAGGUGACCCAGCUGUCAGCCCUCACCUGCAGACUGCCCAUUAGGCUCUCAGUUUUUCCUUGAGGAUUUUAUACCUUUUCAAGGUGAUGUUUUCCCUCUCAAAUCCUUGAGCUACCAGUGAUCCCCAUCGCAACAAUCCUUGUCCUCUGUCUGUGAUUUUACGUUUCUUUUCUUCCUGUAGGCAUUCUCACAGCUCUUUCUCAUAGCUUUGCAAUGUUCUAAGAAGUCUGAGCCAAGGUUAUACAGCUGGGCCAUAUCAGAGUUACACCCUGGAACCAGCAGUUGAGCCAUUGUGGAGAAAAUAUUAAAGAGUAGGUGAUGGAGAGAGGGUUGCAAGGCCAAACAGCAUUUUCCCAAACAAUCCUUGAGCACAGUUCAGAGGUUAGUGCAAGCCAAGGGGAUCCUCAGUACAUAGUCUGGGAGAACUGCUCUGUUUAGAGGAUAAGUGAUUUUAAUUGUAUGGAUGUGAGGUGCUCUGUGCCAGCUGGUUUCAGUGAGAACAGUCAUCGGCACUUUUAAUUUACUAGUGUAGGUGUGGCCAUGUUGCCUUCCUUGAUUUGUCCUCAGGCAGUGAUCAAGCACGACUUUUCCUGAAAUCAGGUCUACUAGUGGCAUUAGUUUGCCAGGAAAAGACAGACCCUGUGCCCUGGCAAGCACGCUCUGGUCAACUAACCUGGAAAGCUGGCAGCAAUGUUCCCUAGCAGCUUCUAGACCUUUAUACCUGCUGUUAGCGAAGCAUACCUAGGUUCCUCCUGCAAGUUCAUGCACAGGCUGCUCCCAGUGCCAGUCCUGAGCCUCCAAAGGAUUCUUAAGUUAUAUCUGUCGCAAUCUGGGUUGGUUUGAUAGUAGGCUUUUGGAUGCUUACAGCUUACCUGGAGCACUGUAAAAUGCAUCCUAUAUGAGGAAAUCCCAACAUGCGUUAUAUUAUGUUUGGCUUUCUCUAUUGAAUCCAGCUAGAGAAGUGUGCAGAUCUAAAGGAGAAUGAAUAAACAGAUUACACUACAUGUAAAUGUCCUUAGAAGAUGCAUAUCCGGCUGCUCUGUGGUCAACUCUUCUAGUAUGCUUUGCUUCAAGCUCUGCUUGCUUCACACCCUUGGAGCAAGCCACACUGAUUCCAAAGCCCUCUUUGGGCGCUGCAAUUCAGGCUCCCAUGUCAGGGAAAAAGGGAUGUUCUCUGUGAUGCAAGGGCAAUGAGAACCUCACUGACAUCCGCUAUCUUUUCUUUCUUUGUGGAGCUGACAUGGAUUUUCCUGGUGUAGUCUACAGCAGAGGAAAAAUGUCAUUUGAAUUCUUCAUGGUGGCAGCAAGAAUGACAGCUGAAAGACUUAGAGCUUUGGAGGGAAUUCCCAAUGAAAGCUGGAGAUUGACAAAGAUUAAUGAGCGUUAUGAGCUGUGUGAUACAUACCCUGCCAUUCUUGUUGUGCCCGUAAACAUUCCUGAUGAAGAAUUAAAGAGAGUAGCAUCUUUCAGAUCAAGAGGACGCAUACCAGUAUUGUCAUGGAUUCACCCAGAAAGUCAAGCAACGAUCACUCGCUGUAGCCAGCCAAUGGUGGGAGUGAGUGGCAAACGAAGCAAGGAAGAUGAAAAGUACCUUCAAGCCAUCAUGGAUUCUAACGCUCAGUCCCAUAAAAUCUUCAUAUUUGAUGCAAGGCCCAGUGUGAAUGCUGUAGCCAAUAAGGCUAAAGGAGGGGGCUAUGAGAGUGAGGACGCCUAUCAGAAUGCAGAAUUAGUGUUCCUGGACAUUCACAAUAUUCAUGUUAUGAGAGAGUCACUGAGAAAACUGAAGGAGAUUGUGUACCCCAAUAUCGAGGAGACUCACUGGCUGUCUAAUUUAGAAUCAACUCACUGGCUAGAGCAUAUCAAGCUCAUUCUUGCUGGAGCUCUUAGGAUCGCCGACAAAGUGGAGUCAGGGAAGACGUCUGUUGUUGUACACUGCAGUGAUGGCUGGGACCGGACAGCCCAGCUUACCUCUCUUUCUCUGCUCAUGUUAGACGGCUACUACCGAACUAUCAGGGGCUUCGAAGUACUGGUGGAGAAGGAAUGGCUGAGCUUCGGCCACAGAUUUCAGCUGAGAGUGGGCCAUGGAGAUAAGAAUCACGCAGAUGCAGAUCGCUCUCCUGUCUUCCUCCAGUUCAUCGACUGUGUCUGGCAAAUGACAAGACAGUUUCCUACAGCAUUUGAGUUCAACGAGUACUUCCUGAUAACCAUCCUGGAUCACCUGUACAGCUGUUUGUUUGGGACAUUCCUGUGUAGCAGUGAGCAGCAGAGAGUGAAAGAGAGCCUUCCAAAAAAGACCGUGUCACUUUGGUCUUACAUCAACAGCCAACUUGAAGAUUUCACUAACCCCUUGUAUGUAAGCUACUCCAACCAUGUCCUGUAUCCUGUGGCCAGCAUGCGCCACCUCGAGCUGUGGGUCGGCUACUACAUCCGCUGGAACCCCAGGAUGAAACCGCAGGAACCUGUCCACAACCGCUACAAGGAACUUCUUGCCAAGCGGGCUGAGCUUCAGAAGAAAGUGGAGGAACUGCAGAGAGAAAUCACCAACCGUUCCACCUCAUCCUCGGAGAGAGCUGGCUCUCCCGCACAGUGUGUCGCUCCUGUACAGACAGUUGUAUAAUAUGGACUCUUUUGUCGAGUACCUUCCCGGGACCAUCAGGGCAGCUUUUCCGAAACCCUCUGAAUUUCCAUUGUGGUAUCUAGGAGAUGCCAACCUAUUUAUUUAUUUCUCUCCAGGAUAAUUUAUUAGUACUGUAACAAACACUAGCAGAAGCCUAAGCAAAAAAAAAAAAAAAAAAAAAAAAAAAAGCCCCCUAUGCAAUUAUCUCCGUGGCUA